GAUUGCUACAUUCCCGUUGCCUCCGUUUGAAGGUCUAACAUGAUACGGUGUUCGUUGCUCGUCAUUGCUAUUCGCUUCUCCUUGUGGUCCCCUCCCAAAUGUCCUAUACCAGUACUUCCCGAGGUCAACAGUUCCAAUUUCAAUGGUUGAUGGGUCUGUAGCACACUUCCCAGUCCUAUUCGAGAUUGAUAUCUUGAAGAUGAAAAUCCAGUGGAGCUUGUUCCGCUGCAGUCGCAUUGGUCCCAGGAACAUGGUAUUGUAUCACAGGUACCCAUACCCUUGCGCUUGUGACUUGAGACGGGAGCAAAAGGAAGUAGCAAACAAGACGGAAACAUCACAGUACAUCCACCUGAUAGCAGCGGAACUCGCUUUCCCGAGUACAGGAACAUUUGAACUGGUAUAUAUGUGCCCGGCCGCUAAUGCUGUAGCUCGACGCCGAUCAACCAAUUACCACGUCAAGUCUUCACCACUAAACUCACUGAACACUCGUAUUGCGAAAAUGAAAUCACUCAUCGUGACCGCUGGACUGGCGCUCAUGGCUGCCUGGGCAGUGUCAUGUGUUGAGAUGAUUGAUGAGAGGUACCCCCGACUCAUCGUCCACCUGGACUCCGACAAUCCCGAUGAAGCAUCAGGAACGCAGUACGGUGGAAAGCUGCAUUGGGGCUGGGAUGGGAAGAACCCGGAUGUGAGAGGGUCAUGGAGAGUUCGUACAUCCAUUUCGGCUUUCCCAACAGCUCCAGUAUGAUGAUAUUCACGCUGACGAAAGCAGGUCUCCACCGCCGUGAUAUUCGACCUCCGACCUGCCUUGCUGCAGAAGUCCCAAUUUUGCACCGUUGAGUUCACCCUGGGAUCUCAACUCUACGACCUGGAAUGUUACGAAGACUGGGAUUUUGAGGAUGAGGAACGAAACCCAAAGGCGCUCUGUUCCUUCCAGCUCUUUCGCUUGCCUCGUGAGCUCUCCGAAGGCGACACGUACAACACAAUCGAGAACACAAUCUGGGAUUCGGAUGGCGACUUUGGACUGGAACCGCCCGUGGGUUCAGUUCAUGUGAACGGUUCCGCCUUCGAAUUCAAGGCCAGGGAGUUCCCA
This is a messenger RNA of Eremomyces bilateralis CBS 781.70, 1090 nucleotides long. RefSeq lists its product as uncharacterized. Bases 143 to 745 code for a protein of 200 amino acids. The record is from RefSeq and is a predicted model, not a curated record. The transcript has a single exon. Lineage: Eukaryota; Fungi; Ascomycota; Dothideomycetes; Eremomycetales; Eremomycetaceae.